GUUUUUGAAACACAGUCAGCUUCGAGAACUGGUCCAUCCGUAAAUGCGUCCUUCCGAGGAAUGACUAGACUGGUGCAUAUUCAUCUCAUGCGUUCGUCUCUGAUUCAUAUUGGUCCAGCUCGAAAUCCUGACACGCAAACCGUUUUUAAUAUCCUUUAAACCGAGAGCAGACUUUAAUCAGUUUAGUCGACCGAGGUUUAUCGGGGUUUGAUCAGCGCUAUGGCGGAGAUGCAAAGGACAUCGAGUGAGACGAUAACGGAGACGAUAACGGAGACCGUUCAGAUGGGCACACCGCCUCCACCCCAGCAGGAGGGCAGAAGCCUGACCAUCAAGCUCAGGAAAAGGAAGACGGACAAGAAAGUGGAGUGGUCCAGUGACACGGUGGACAAUGAGCAUCUGGGCCGGAGGUCUUCAAAGUGUUGCUGUGUUUACCAGAAGCCUCGACAGUUCGGCGAGUCUUCCUCUGAGAGCGAGGGCGAUGACGAGGAUGGCUGCGGAAGUGCGCACUGCAUUCUGGGACACGGGAGAAGAGGCGAUGGACAGAGGGAGGGUGGAGAGAACACAGCGCCCCCUAGCUCUGGGGGAACAAACCCUCACUAGUAGUUGAGGGCGAGUCGGUUUGGAGGGAAGGGUAACGGACGGCGUGGGCACUACAUUCAUAAUCCCUCACUCAUAUCUGAUUACAUCACACCAUCACUUAGUGUCAAAGGCUUUUUGAUGAAUGAAAGCUUGUAGAGCAUUGCAAUGUGAUUCGUUUUCUCCUCCGUCAUCAGUUUGAUGACCUGGAGAAGACUGUUUUUUUGCGAUCUGAAUGCUGCAGAAAAUUUGUUGUACAUAGGAUAUUGGUUUUUAAUUCUUUUGUUAAAUCUAUAUUUAUUUGUGUGCGUUUAACAACUUGAUCUUAUCAGUUUUGUGUCCACCAUCAAUAUAUUAAUGGAUUAAAAUAUGAUUCAGGAGGGUUAUACCCUUUUUAGUUUGAAUCAAGCGGAUUUUAAAGGAAUAAACACAGUGUAAAAACAGACUUUUCUAUCAAAUAUAAUUUGCCUUGCUGUGUCACAAUUUCUUCAUAUCCCUUCGAGCGUAAUAUGUGUUGUGCUGUAGUGAAUUUAAAACAUGACAAGGAUCAGGAACUCAGCCCUUUGGAUAUUUUUUACAAGGGCGCAUUAAACCAUCUCCAUCAGCCGUCGUGAGUUUGAUUGAGCUCUAGUGAGACUCCCCUCAGACAAUCAGACUACAGUCAGAGACUCGGCAUGUGUGUGCAAAGACAUCGAUGUGUUUAUAACUUAGUGAAGUGGACAGAGAAACAUCUGUGAUGCUUGACUUCAUUCUGAAUGUGAGUUGAGAUCAUCAGCUUGAUAAUUACCUAAAAUAAACCGCAGCAGUGAAAUUAAAGAAAUAGUUCAACCACAUAUGAAUAUUUGCUAAAAAUGUCCUUCUCUUUAGGCCAUCCGCGAUGUAGAUGUUCAUCAGAGCAGAUCUGGAGAAAUCUAGCAUUACAUCAGUUGCUCACCAGUGAAUCCUCUGCAGUGAAUGGGUGCCGUCAGAAUGAGAGUCCAAACAGCUGAUAAAAACAUAAUAAUCCACACGUAAUCCAUACUAUACUCCAGUCCAUCUGUUAACAUCUUGUGAAGUGAUGUUGUUUUUUUAUUUCAAACUACUGCUUGUUGCUAAAAUAUGAGACCAUAAUCCAUAAUGUUGCUUUCUCCAGUGAAACGGUCAUGUUGUCUGAAUCAGGAGAGAAAUAUGCAUGGUGGAUUUGUUUCUUAGAAAUGUGCAGUUUUUAACUUCUCUAGACAGUAACUGAUAGACUGGAGUGUUGUGGAUUACUUGUGGAUUAUUAUAAUGUUUUUAUCAGCUGUUUGGACUCUCAUUCUGACGGCACCCAUUCACUGCAGAGGAUCCUCUGGUGAGCAGGUGAUGUACUGAUACAUUUCUCCAAAUCUGUUCAGAUGAAGAAACAAACUCAUCUACAUCUUGGAUGACCUGAGAGUGCUUAAAGUUUCAGCAAAUUUUCAUUUCUAAGUGAGCUGCUUCUUUAAACAGUGCAAUUGAUCUUAAAAUGUGUAGAUUUAGAAUAUUUUCCUUUCAUUUGCAUGCCUUACACAAAAUACAGGGGCAAUGUGUUGUGUGUGAUAAAGAGGAUCACCCUGAUAUGUGAGGUGUAUGUAGUUUGACUUGAGUUUUAAAGUGUAAAUGGAUUAAUUGUGGUAUAAAGCGCACGAGAGAGUGCAUGGCCGGAUGCUGGCCAAGACCAAACACCCAUAGCAUCAUCUUUCCAAUGAUGUCACAUACAUUUGAUUCCCAUCAGGACCGUCACUGCAGUCUUCAGCAUCCCAGCAUUCACAUCCAUCUGUCAUCCCUUUACUGUGAAUGCACCUGUAUGUACAUAGCAAUGGUCAUCGAAUGGAUUUAACAUGAAUAAACAAGAUGUUAAAUUGUUGUUUAUAUCUAUUAAAUGCUUAAUGGCAACCUG
Molecule: messenger RNA, 2473 nt
Organism: Carassius gibelio (silver crucian carp)
Lineage: Eukaryota; Metazoa; Chordata; Actinopteri; Cypriniformes; Cyprinidae
Product: E3 ubiquitin-protein ligase PPP1R11
Exons: 3
Coding region: 220-600 (126 amino acids)
Cellular component (GO): nucleus
Molecular function (GO): protein serine/threonine phosphatase inhibitor activity; protein phosphatase 1 binding
Source: RefSeq, a predicted model, not a curated record